CAACUAGAUCUGAGAUCCCAAUGGCGUUUUCGUCAACAACUAACAACUUUUUAUAUUUCUGUACUCUCUCUCUCUCUCUUUAGCUUCCUUGCAAACUUCCACCGGCCUUCGCAACCUCCACCCAUUUUUCCAAAAAAUGGCGAAAAUACCCUUGCUCUUGAUGUUCCUCCUCUUCCUCCUUUCCCUUGUGUCUCUCACCACUGCCGAGAUCAGAAAGCUAACCAUCACCGCCGACUCCCGCCCCAUGAUUUUAUUUGAAAAAUUCGGAUUCACACACACCGGUCACGUCACUAUCUCCGUCAGCUCUGUCUCAGUUUCUUCCUCAACCUCCGCCUCUAACCCUAACCCUUCUCGUCUCGGCUUCUUCCUUCUCUCCGAAGAAUCCCUUCUUCAAGUCCUCGUUGAGAUCCAACAAAACCCUAACUUCUGCGUCCUCGAUUCUCAUUAUAUUCUCCGAUUAUUCAACUUCCGUGACCUCUCUCCACCGCCUCACUCUCGCUUCAACCAAUCCUAUCCGGUCACGGCUCCCAAUGAAUACUCUCUCUUCUUCGCAAAUUGCGCGCCGGAAACUCAGGUCACAAUGGACGUACGGACCGAAGUUUAUAACUUGGAUCGCGAUGGUUCGAGAGAUUAUCUCUCGGCCGGUUUGACUCAGCUGCCUUCUAUGUUUUUCUUCUACUCGUUAUUGUACGUAGCGUUUGUAGGAAUCUGGAUUUACAUUUGUGUCACGAACAAGAAAUCGGUUCAUAGAAUUCACUUGUUGAUGGCGGGGUUGCUUUUGACGAAGGCGUUGAAUUUGAUUUGCGCAGCGGAGGAUAAACAUUUCGUGAAAGUUACAGGGACGCCUCACGGUUGGGAUAUAUUGUUUUAUAUUUUCCAGUUUUUGAGGGUCGUUUUGCUUUUUACGGUGAUCGUUUUGAUCGGGACAGGGUGGUCGUUUUUGAAACCAUUUUUGCAAGAGAGGGAGAAGAAAGUUUUGAUGAUUGUGAUUCCGUUACAGGUUUUGGCCAACGUGGCUUCUAUUGUGAUUGGUGAAACGGGGCCGUUUAUUAAGGACUGGGUGACAUGGAACCAAGUGUUUUUGUUGGUAGAUAUUAUCUGCUGUUGCGCGAUUAUUUUCCCGAUUGUGUGGUCGAUAAGGUCUUUGAGGGAGACAUCAAAGACUGACGGGAAGGCGGCAAGAAACUUGGCGAAGUUAACUUUGUUUAGGCAAUUUUAUAUUGUGGUGAUUGGGUACUUGUAUUUUACGCGAAUUGUGGUGUUUGCCCUUAAGACCAUUGCUGCUUAUAAGUAUCAAUGGGUGAGCAAUGCAGCUGAGGAGACAGCGAGUUUGGUGUUUUAUAUGGUGAUUUUCUACAUGUUUAGGCCUGUUGAGAGAAAUGAGUACUUUGUUCUCGAUGAGGAGGAAGAAGAAGCUGCUGAGAUGGCUCUCAGGGAUGAGGAGUUUGAGCUUUGAAUUUGGUAAAUUGUUAUAAUACGAUCAUUUAGAUUUUCAUUUACAGGUAGAAUAUCUGUAUCAAGUCUGUUUCUUUUUUGGGUUUUAUUUUUUUCAGCUUUUAAAUUUAUGUCAUUAGAACAUUGAUUUCAUUAUAGUUUCUUUACCAUUAUUGGAAGUUUCUUGUGAAGAUGAUAGUGAAUUCUGAAUUAUAGAGUUACAUCAAA
Molecule: messenger RNA, 1662 nt
Organism: Mangifera indica (mango)
Lineage: Eukaryota; Viridiplantae; Streptophyta; Magnoliopsida; Sapindales; Anacardiaceae
Product: protein CANDIDATE G-PROTEIN COUPLED RECEPTOR 7-like
Exons: 1
Coding region: 137-1456 (439 amino acids)
Biological process (GO): transport
Cellular component (GO): membrane; Golgi apparatus
Source: RefSeq, a predicted model, not a curated record